Messenger RNA from Triticum turgidum subsp. durum (durum wheat), 885 nucleotides. The record is from the annotation of a GenBank genome assembly. NCBI's taxonomy places the organism in Eukaryota, Viridiplantae, Streptophyta, Magnoliopsida, Poales, Poaceae.
AUGCACUAUACACACAUUACACCGGGACAACGCCCAUUGGGUGCUCUCAUUGAUAGCACUUUGCAAAUCUACUCCCUCAAACUCGCAGAAAUAGAAGAUGGUUCUGGCUUGAAGUGGCCACUGGAAGUGUACGGCAUGGUUGCUGCAAGAGACAGCGUGGAUCACAAUCGCAACAUUCUCUUCUCCCGUCGAAGGAGUAACUGCCAAAUACUCACUCAAGAGGAUCCUUUUUUGCGCCUGACUGGCCCGUCUCGUGCAAUUGUGAGUCGGGAACCUCUUAAUGUGGAAAUCGAGUUGAAAGUGAAGUGCGCAACCAAGUCUGAAGAUAAACCAUUGAUGAGUUUUUUCUGUUAUUACAGCGGUAGUCAUUGUGGGAUAUGUACUCUAUAUAUCCCUCUCGAAGGAGACUUUUGCACAAUGGAGUUAAGCUCAGAGGAAGUUUAUGAAUCAGUACAGGCAACUGCCGUGGGUAUCCGUGUCUGUGUUCCUGAAGAGACGCCAAGUAUUUUUAAAAAUGGCGGCCGAGUUGUUUGCUCCUCUCUGCCUCGGAGAAGAGCCAAAUUGCCUAAUCCUGAACACAGGACCGGCCCCUCGUUUUGGCAAGUUGUGCUUCAAGAUGGAGCAAUGACAAGUUGUUCACAGGGUUACCUUGAUCUGUCAAGGCAUGUUGUCUUUGUAAAAUUGUGUGGAAUGCUUGAAGUUCUCAUAGAGGCCAACUCGCGAUCUGGGGCUAUGGCUGCUCAGGUAUCCAUCCAGGCCAUAGAUUGCAAUAUAACUCAGAAUGAGUGUCAACUUGGCGACUCUAAGCUGGAGAUCACUGUUGCUUGGUCCCGUCUUGUUUGGGACAAGCUGUGGAUCACGAGGGGGGCAAAUGAGGAACUUUGA